AUGUGUGUGGACUCGUGGAUCAUUGGUGACCCUAUCAUCCGAGUAAUCCCAAAUUAUCCUGUAUCCCAGUAUGGGAUUGAGCUAGCCCUUGCACAAGGAGAUCUUGAGUUCUGUCUACAAACCUAUCCAAUUCCAGAGCGCGAGGAUUCUUUCAAAAUUAACUGGCUAUUAAGUCUUAUUGAGACCCUUUGCAAGGUAUUUGUGGAUGAUAUUGCUCUCCGCAAUAUUUUAAUACUGGAUGAGCAGCUUAAACUUGCAGAUUUUGGACAGCUGAACGAAACUAUUUUUAUUCAAGGAUGGACUUGCUACGGUACAUACUCGCCCGAGAAACAAGCUCGACUCGGCAGAGACUACCCAAAUAUCCCCAUUAAUGCAACUUUCUUCGGUCCCGGGGAUCCAAAAGAGGCAAUCCUGAGGGUGGGCGUCUGGCUCGCGUGA
Messenger RNA from Aspergillus ochraceoroseus IBT 24754, 438 nucleotides. RefSeq lists its product as uncharacterized. The transcript is spliced from 2 exons. Lineage: Eukaryota; Fungi; Ascomycota; Eurotiomycetes; Eurotiales; Aspergillaceae. The record is from RefSeq and is a predicted model, not a curated record. The coding region runs from base 1 to 438 and encodes 145 amino acids.